Molecule: messenger RNA, 1371 nt
Organism: Penicillium cinerascens
Lineage: Eukaryota; Fungi; Ascomycota; Eurotiomycetes; Eurotiales; Aspergillaceae
Exons: 2
Coding region: 1-1371 (456 amino acids)
Source: RefSeq, a predicted model, not a curated record
AUGAUGCGACCGCGCGAUCCGCGGAUCCGCCAGCGGAUCAACCAGAUCUCUCAUAACCUCGAGUCCGCAAAUGAAUCCGCCCAAGAAGGGCUGUACACCUUUGCUCAAAAUUACCUCUCCCCUUGCCUAGACUCAGUUGGCAGCUGUAUCCAGGUCUGUACUGCACCUUGUCUCCCGACCCGCGAGGACCAUUUGAGACGCCGACGCCGCGGCCGUGCCGAAGACAACUUCGACUUCUACGAUGAUUGGGAAAACGAGGAGGCCGACGAAACCCUGCUGGGGUGGGGCACUGGAGAGCUUGAUCGACUCCUCGCUGGUAGCGGGCUGACUCGCGGGGGUAUGGAACAGCCGCGCCGGCCAAGGAGGAUGAGUUACGGGACCCGUCACACAAGACAGAGGAGUUUACACAUUCCAGACAACCGCUCUGAUCCUACGGUCAUACCGAGCUCUUCAUUUCUUGGUUUCUUGGAGCGCUUUCCUUGGAGGUUUGGUGCAAAAGGGGUCAAGUACCGGCCGUCGGUAGCAGACCUGCAGGAACACCCGGGCGGCUCCCACCGCCAUACCCAGGAUGAUGAGCCGUUGAUGGAAGCUACAGAAGACGAAACUGGUCUGAUAGCUUACAGUCCGAAUGGACGAAAUCGAAGUGCAACGCAGUCGUCUCGCGGAACGUUCAAUUCAUUAAGCUCCCGCGGCGAUUUACUACCGAGUGAUGACGAGGAAGAUGCGGUUCCGCUGGACGACGAAUUCGCGCUUGUGUUUGGACGUCGAGGGACGGGGCUAGAGUCUGAUGAUCAGUCCGGCACGAAGGUGGAGAUGGUGAGGUCUGCCUCGGGUACCUCCAGCUUAGGAGGUGCAUCGUCCAAGAAGUCACAGCGGAAGAAAAAGAAGAAGCGAUCCUCGACAAAAUCGUCGAUGAGUCCAGCUGAAGAUAUUGUGCACAGCUUCGACAAGCCAUCAAUAGCGGAUUUGAAGAUCGAAGAGGAGCGGGCUGCUCGGGAAGAAGAUGCUGUGAUUGAGCGGAAACGCCUUGCUGCACAUGAGCUGGCUUUGAAGCGAGGACUUGAUCAAGCCAAAGCAGAUAUGGCCGCCGCGCCUCCGCAUCAGAAAGACGAAACCGCCGAGUUCGCUGUCAACCCCACAUUUUCACCAACAAACGAAAUUCAAACACCAGGCCAUGCCAGAAAUUCGAGUGGCUCAUCAGUCCAUCAACAUUCAGUCGACCAUACCGAGCCCUUCCCUCCAUUCCCAGUAUCCGCAUCCUCGCUCACGCAAGGCUCCCCCGGGUCUGCCGGCGCUUCCCCUAGAUCUGGCUUUGCGAAUGUGAAUACAACUGAGGAGCAUGGGAACCGGGAUGUCGAUGAACGGUAUUGA